AUGGACAGCAAACUCACACAACAAAGCUCCGAGCAUCCAGCCGCCCAGCCAAAAUAUAUUCUACGAGGCCACACAGCCCAAAUCCACYCAGUACUCUUCCUCCGCUCCAACACCCGAAUUCUCACCGGCGACGCGGACGGCUGGGUGGUUCUUUGGGACACGGCGACGAAACGCGCGGUUGCAGUUUGGAAAGCGCAUGGAACUACUAUUUUGGGGUUGGGAAGAUGGUGGGAUGAUGGAGUUAUCACACACGGGAGAGAUAACAAGCUAUACGUCUGGCAACUCAAACCAGAAGACGAGAAGGAAUUAUCAAAGAACCUCCCAAUCGAAAACGCAAGUGAACAAGAAAGCACGAAACCCAACCUCUUACACGCUCUAGACGUGAACACCCUCAACUUCUGCUCCUUCGCCAUGUGCCACACAAACGACCCCAAAACUCUCUUAAUCGCCACACCAGGAGUCCAAGACGGACACAUAAACAUAACAUCCCUCCCAACAAACCAACGAAUCGCGACGAUUCCCGCACCAAAAGGACUCAACACCGGAAUGGUCAUGGCAUUAGGAUUAUUCCWCGCCCCCUCCAAAAAAGAAGGAAACCUACAAGUUUUAACCGGGUAUGAAAGUGGUCAUGCAUGUAUCUGGACCCAACAAACAGACCCCUCCUCCUCCUCCUCCUCCUCGUAUCAAGUCACAUAUCUAUCAAAACCCCACACCCAACCAAUCCUCUCCCUAGGAAUCGCCUCCUCGCAAGAAACAUGGUUCACAAGCGGCGCAGACGCAAUUAUAGCUCGUCAUCCCCUCUUCUCCAAUACAACAACGACAACAUCAGGAGAGACGGAGAAAACCUUACAAACGAAACAUUCCGGCCAACAAGAUCUUUCAGUACGGAAUCACGACCAGAAGAUUUUCGCUACGGCGGGUUGGGAUGGAAGGGUUAGGGUGUAUAGUGUGAAGAGUAUGAGGGAAUUGGCUGUGUUGAAGUGGCAUGGGGAAGGAUGUUAUGCGGUUGCUUUUGCGGAGGUGGAUGUGGAGGGGGAAAAGCAGGAAGAGGAUGAAGGACCUGGUGAGGUGGGGAAGGUGGGGAAGGGGACAGUUAAGGGUAGGAGGGAGGAGAUUGCUAGGAGGACUCAUUGGCUUGCUGCUGGGAGUAAAGAUGGGAAGGUUUCGUUGUGGGAGAUUUAUUGA
This is a messenger RNA of Ramularia collo-cygni, 1185 nucleotides long. RefSeq names its product related to ASTRA-associated protein 1. The transcript has 2 exons. Bases 1 to 1185 code for a protein of 394 amino acids. Lineage: Eukaryota; Fungi; Ascomycota; Dothideomycetes; Mycosphaerellales; Mycosphaerellaceae. The record is from RefSeq and is a predicted model, not a curated record. Gene Ontology annotation, molecular function: protein binding.